UUUACAGAUGAACGUCAAAAAAUUCUGUUUGUAAUUGUCAGCUGUUUUAAACUUAAACAUGAGAGCUCGGCUUUAAGUUCUAACGACAAAGCACGUGGAGGACAAGCACAAAUUAAAUAGGACGAACACUGUACAGAAAGUGUGCAUUUUUAGACGUAUUUUGUUUAGUAUUUUGUGGAUGUCGUCUGAAUGUUGAUGUGAUUGGAAGCUAUGAAUCAAAAAGUUGUCAAUGGUUAAAUUAAUUUAUAAAACCGCUCAUUCCAAAGUUACUGUGUGGCGCAACAUGGCAUCUACAAGCAGUGUCUUAAUGUAAGAAGUCAAACAUGGAUGAGGAAGAAGAUCUGGAGACACUUGGUGAGCAACUGUACACUCUGAUUUACCCCAAACACAAAGAGAAUGCUGGAAAACUCACAGCCUGGCUGUGCGUUCCAGGUAUGUUACUGGAGCUGCCAGGUCCUGUCCUGAGUCAGAUGCUGCACGACGAGGCCAAGCUGACCGCAGCUGUGGAGAAAGCUCUCAGAGCCCUGCAGCCGGCACAGGAGCCCAGCAAGGUAACAUGUAAGGACGAGGAUGAUGUGUCUGUGUCCUCUGACUCUCUGGGUGAGCAGCUGUUUGAGUUGGUGGAUGUUUACAACACCGGCCAUUCACAGAAAAUCACAGGGAUGCUUCUGGAGCAGCACAAAGAUGCAGUUUUGAACCUUCUUGCAGAUCCAAAACUGCUAGAGGAGCAGGUGAACUUCGCCCUGAAGAUACUUAAAGAGCAAAGCAUGGAGGAGACUGAUAUUAGUGAUUCGUCGGACGCUGAUGACACAGAGAGGCUGGGAGAGAAGCUGUUCGCACUGGUGGAGGAACUGGAUCCACUUCAUGCAAAUGAUAUCACAGGUAUGCUCCUGGAGAUGGACCCAGCUGCUCUCCAACAGCUGAUCAGUGACCACACAAUGCUGGAGGCUGCUGUGCAGAAAGCACAGGCAGCACUGGACACACAGAAUUAAACUCCCUGUGAUUGAACUACACCGUUUUCCACACAGAAUAACACAUGAAUGACUUUGACAAACUUGGAAAAUAUAAUGGAGUGAACUUACUGUUUGACUGGAUUUACUGUAAAUAAUUGAAGAGUCCAGUGAGCCACUUCUUAGCCAAUUACAUUGACAUUGUCCCUUUCUAAUACGGGUGCUCACUUUGCCAGUACGGGAUGGUCUAAAUGGACUGAACAUAAGUGCUGUUGUCUUAUUAGAAAUAUUUAUCAGUAUUGCUCCACCUGGGAGCCAAACUUCCACAACACGACAUCAGAAUCAUUGUGCUUGAUGGAAAUGUUUACAGCGGGCUGUAAGAGAGGAUUGUGAGUCUAUAAAAGAAGUGCUUAUCUAAGUGCUGCCAACAUUCCUGCUAUGAUUAUAUAUGAUUUUGUUUUUGUAUUGU
Chelmon rostratus (copperband butterflyfish) is the source of this 1419-nucleotide messenger RNA. Its product is annotated as embryonic polyadenylate-binding protein A. Gene Ontology annotation, cellular component: nucleus. Gene Ontology annotation, molecular function: RNA binding. Lineage: Eukaryota; Metazoa; Chordata; Actinopteri; Chaetodontiformes; Chaetodontidae. Gene Ontology annotation, biological process: protein polyubiquitination; regulation of double-strand break repair. Bases 324 to 992 code for a protein of 222 amino acids. The record is from RefSeq and is a predicted model, not a curated record. The transcript has 6 exons.